AUGUCCUCACUCAGAAGUAUCUCGGCGAGACUAUCCAUGCUCACGUCCAGUGCUGGAACAGAGAAAACUAGCACUAAGCUGGCGGAUACGAUCGAAGUCCCAUCAAGAGAGAGUCAAACCCAAGAUGGUGUGACUUUCGGCUCACUAAACAAAGUGAGGCUUUUUACUAGGCCUAAUCCUGAAUAUCACCGUCUCGAAGGAAUCUUUCACCCACCACAAGCGAUAUACAGCUUCAGUAUGAGCGACGGUAGAGGUCCAGAUCCAGAGACCAAUCCGAAAUUCUCAAAAAACUGGAUACCGCUCGUCAACAGUCACAGAAAUAAUAGGAAAGAUGUCAUUGUCCCAUUUAAACUCACCGAUUUGAUCGUCCCUAGAGAUUCAGAGGAAAAGGAGACGUACAACCCAUCCAAUUUCGAACGUCGAAUGUGGAAGUCACUUGAGAGUGUCCAUCGCUCUUUCUCAGGACUCUCUCAGUACACCUCACGACAAUUUGAAACAUCGCCAUCUGAAGCUGUGUCGAAGAGCGAAGAUGGUGGACUUCCUACAGUGACUGUCACUGUCCUUCAUCUAGGUCAGGGUGAAGUCGUAGGAGGUCAUUACACGCCUACUCUUGCAGUGUGGUUCAAUCCUCACGGCUCUGCAGGAGGAUUCAUGACUGAUUCUGAGAAAUUGUCGAGUGGCGAUAUUUCGUGGACUGGACCAAUGUACUAUCUCAUUAACGAGAAUCAAGGAGGUGUAGUGCCCCUUUCACAUAAUUUCGGUAAAUUCGCUGGAGAUCGAAGCACUUCACACAAGAUAGAGUCUCCCCAGCCUGAAGAUGAGGGCACAGAAGCUGCUUUCGAAGGUUUGGUGGAUUUGGAAGUGGACGGGAAACCUUGUUUCUUAUAA
Molecule: messenger RNA, 888 nt
Organism: Kwoniella botswanensis
Lineage: Eukaryota; Fungi; Basidiomycota; Tremellomycetes; Tremellales; Cryptococcaceae
Exons: 2
Coding region: 1-888 (295 amino acids)
Source: RefSeq, a predicted model, not a curated record